CUCGUUCCCGGACUCCCGAGCAUACCCGUUUGUGGCCCGGCAUUCAUAACGGGUCGGACUCGGCCUCAACAUGGCCUGGGAUAGCCUGGAAACAGCGGAGGGAGAGUACAGAGAUAGAGAGAUCAGUGAGCCGGAAUGGACGGGAACGGCGGUGGCAAGGGCUUGCUGUGGAACCUCCCGGUGUUGAAAUCCAAAGAUUUCGGGAAGCUCGGCCCCGGUCUCGGGUAUGGCGCCGGCUGCGGCGUCGGCCUCGGUGUCGGCCUCCUCGGAGGUGCGGGCAUAGGUGCUGGAUUUCCUGGUUUACAAUUUGGGUUUGGACUUGGUGCUGGAUGUGGAAUAGGUAUUGGCUUUGGUUAUGGCAUGGGAAGAGGAAUUGCGUACGAUGAAAACCGAAGAUACACAAAUGUGGGGAAGCUAUUCCAUGGGAGAGGAAACAUUCCACCUGAGCAACAGAUUGAAACCUUGGUUGAUGAGCUUAUUGAGAGUACCAAAAAGCUAAUCAAAGCAACUUCAAGAGAGAUCAACAAAUGGAGGUGAAAUGAGCUCAAGGAAAAUGGAAGUACAUAUUAUUGUAGUGAAGGCUGCAUUUCCUUGACCCAUCUACUGCAUAUAACAAAGUACCAAUGCAAAAGUCUGAGGUUGAAAACUUUUUUCAGAUACAAUUUUUUAUUAGUAGCUCAAAAAUUCUUUGACCUUCACAUUCUGUGAUUAGAUAUGCUUUUAAGUUAUCCAUGCAUCUAAUUUCAUAUCUACCAUAUAUCUUGACCAGGCCACACAAGGCCCUAAUCCAAAGGAUGAACAUAUGCCUAAACAAUGAAUAUAUCACUUGAAUGUAGUCUGGGAUCGGGA
Elaeis guineensis (African oil palm) is the source of this 849-nucleotide messenger RNA. RefSeq lists its product as uncharacterized. The record is from RefSeq and is a predicted model, not a curated record. Lineage: Eukaryota; Viridiplantae; Streptophyta; Magnoliopsida; Arecales; Arecaceae.